GUGAAUGAGAUCAAAGGUGUUACUACUCUUACUGGGACUUGAGUUUCCCUCUUUAUAAUCUUCAAUAUUAGACCAUAUUUGUUUCAUUUUUCUGACUGAGUUUGUUCGUCCACUUCUAGCCUCUGGGCUGUUUAUUUCUGAACAUUCUUCUGUCUUGUUGCCGGUUCUCUGGCUGAGUGUAGUAUAUUGCGUCAUGGGCGGACUUAAGGAAGACAUAGCAUUUGACCCGCCUUGCCAUCCACGAGCUUGUGCAAUACAAGCAUGUCUCACGAAGAACUCGUACCAGGAGGAGAAAUGCCAGUCCCAGAUCAAUGCCCUCUAUGAGUGCUGCAAUGCCUUCUACAAGGCGCGAGGAGAGGACGCAAAGACUCCAAGCUGUCCCAAGCCCAACUUGCUGCGUCUGAAGAUGAAGCAACGGGGUAUGGAGCCAUAGCUUGCCUUGGUAAGGGAUUUCGUGUUUUAACAGAGAUCUACGGAUCAUGUACAUACUACCAAUCAUACUUUCGUCGUCCAUAGAGUAGAGACCAAUUCAUCGAGGUCCUUAGAACAUGUCCGGUUGUUGCCGAAAGAAAGUGGCAGUGAUAGUCUUAGUAGUCAGUCCAUCUCAGAUAAAUCUGAAGCUGGAAUGUGACAAUUCCCUUGCAGUCUGAGCUCCCAUGCUGAGUAAAGAGCUAGGCUAGUUGUGAAAAUUGCCAAAUUUCUCUAAGACAAUCUUGAGCACGCAAAGAGGCCGAUUGACCUGAACGAAGAUUGAAGCGCUCGUUCCGAGACUCUAAUGAUUGCCUAU
Aspergillus welwitschiae is the source of this 787-nucleotide messenger RNA. RefSeq lists its product as uncharacterized. The record is from RefSeq and is a predicted model, not a curated record. NCBI's taxonomy places the organism in Eukaryota, Fungi, Ascomycota, Eurotiomycetes, Eurotiales, Aspergillaceae. The transcript is spliced from 4 exons. The coding region runs from base 194 to 433 and encodes 79 amino acids. Gene Ontology annotation, cellular component: mitochondrial intermembrane space.